Molecule: messenger RNA, 1875 nt
Organism: Peniophora sp. CBMAI 1063
Lineage: Eukaryota; Fungi; Basidiomycota; Agaricomycetes; Russulales; Peniophoraceae
Source: the annotation of a GenBank genome assembly
AUGGAUGGCUUUCGGAGAUUCGUCAAUCGCAGGCAUGGACUCGAGAUCAAGGGUUACCACGAGCUCCAUAGUUACUCCGUUUCUUCCUAUGAGUUCUGGGGAGACCUGUGGGAGUACUUGGGCAUCAUCUACUCAGUCCGUCAUACCAAGGUCAUAGGCGAGGGCGCCAUUAAAGAGGUUCCAAGAUGGUUCCCUGGUGCACAACUCAACUACGCAGAAAACAUGCUCUGGCGUAAUGACGACGCUGAAGCGAUCACGGAGAGGCAUGAGUCAGGUGUCACCCGGUCAUACUCUUUCCGCCAACUUCGCGAACUUGUUCGCCGCAUGUCGACCGCGUUGAGAGUCAACGGCCUCAAAGCCGGGGAUCGUGUCGCAGCGAUCGUCUCAAAUAACGCAAACGCGGUUGUGCUUGCUCUAUCUGUGGCCAGUAUUGGGGCGAUAUUCUCAAGCACAGGCACUGAUAUGGGUGUCAAGGGACUGCUGGACAGAUACCGUCAGAUCGAGCCAACGUUCCUUUUUGCUGAGACGGAGGCCGUAUACUCGGGCAAACGUAUCGACCAGUUACCAAAGGUCAUUGAGGUUGUUGAUGGUCUCAAAGAUCGUGGACUCCAACACAUCGUUCUGCUACCCUCGCCAUCCGGACAGGAAGCAUUCGACGUCGAUCUCAGCAAGAUUCCUCUAAGCACGAAUGUGUCGACGUUUCUGAAGAGCGACGAUGGUCGUCCGCUCAAUUUUGAGCAGCUUCCGUUCGAUCAUCCCCUUUUCAUCCUAUACUCGUCUGGCACAACAGGAGCUCCGAAAUGCAUCGUUCACUCUGCCGGUGGCGUGCUCAUGCAGACGAAGAAAGAUGUCUUCCUUCACAUGGACAUCAGCUUCAACGACACGUACUUCCAGUUCACAACGGCUGGCUGGAUGAUGUGGCCGUACAUGUUGGCUGGACUGGCGUGUGGCGCCCGCCUCGUCUUGUACGACGGGUCGCCUUUCUACCCCAACGUGCAAACAUACCUCAAGUUCAUCGAUGAGCAAGGGGUCAACGCCCUUGGAACGAGCCCACGCUUCUUGUCCGAGCUGCAAGCGCGAGUACCCAAUCCACUGGAGAUCGGAACAUUUGAGGCGUUGCGGGUCAUUACUGUCAUCGGCGCCGUGUUCACAGUCCCACUCUUCGAAUGGGCGCACCAUGCUUUCGGCAAGGAUAAGCUGAUUGCCUCGGCAUCGGGAGGUACAGAUAUCUGUGGCUGCUUUGUCAUCUGCUCGCCGUUGCUGCCCAACCAUUCUGGAGAUAUUCAAUGCAAGGGGCUAGGGGAGCUGGUAUGCACACGCCCACAUCCAUCCAUACCCGUCAAGUUCUGGGGUGACGACGAGCGAGGCUCCAAGUUUCUCGCGGCAUACUAUGAUGUAUACCCUGGUGUAUGGCGACACGGUGACUUCAUCGCGAAGAACCCGAAGACUGGCGGCUUGCGGAUUUACGGCCGAAGCGAUGGAGUGCUCAACCCCUCAGGGAUCCGUUUUGGCUCCGGGGAAAUCUAUACCGUACUCGAGCGUUUCGCCGAUACGAUCGAUGAUAGUAUCUGUAUUGGUCAGCAAAGGCCCGGUGAAGAGCAUGAACGCGUGCUACUCUUCCUCAAGCUUCGCCCAGGUCACACACUCACACCUGAACUCGAGAAAUCGGUUCGAUUGGCGAUACGAGAGGCGCUCUCUCCACGUCAUGUGCCGGCGUAUGUGCUUGCAGUUGAUGACAUCCCGUAUACUGUCAAUGGGAAGAAGAUCGAAGUAGCGGUGAAGAAGAUUGUAUCUGGGAAGGACGUGCAGCCCAACGGGUCCGUCGCCAAUCCUGAUGCCUUCGCGCUGUACACUCGCUAUCGUGAUCUGAAGUAA